AUGGACUCGCUCAGCCCGGGCGAAGAGGUGCAGCGCCUCCAGAAUCAGAUCGAUGUCGAGACCAAGAUCAAGGAUGGCGCAGAGAACCUACUCAGCGUCUUUGACCUCAAGCUCGCUUCCACCACCAAGCAGGACCUUCGUAAGCAGAUCGAGUCCGAACUCGACUCGGCCAACAACAGAAUCGCAUCGCUCACCGCCGAGCUUGAACGCUGUCGACAGAUCCACGCUACCACCUCGCCCCCUUCAUGGGCUUCUACCAUCUCGGACUCGGACUCGGCUUGGCAGAUACCCGCUUCCACUGUAUCGCGUUUCGAGCAAUCAGCGCUCGGCUUCGAGGGACGUCCUCUCUUUGGUGGCGGUGGAGGCGCUGGUAAUGCGCAAGCCGGUCCCAGUCGGCCGGCCGCUCGUAGCAAUGCCAGCUACGAUAUCUUGCCCUCUCAUCUGGACCCCAACAACGGAUCACCACCAUCCACCAACUACGUCAACGAUCUAGGCGCUGAUAUCCAUCAUCAUCACCCUUCAGCAGAAGCGCGCUUCGGUGGCCUCGGCAUCGGCCUCGAUGGACAUGCUCCACUCACUCUGGCCACCACGCGAGCCAUCUCAGAACCUCUUCAAUCCACUCGUCCAGCGCCUCCUCUCCUCUUUGACCGCUCAGCUGGCUCGAACGACGACGCUACCGCCUCCACUUCCACGUCUGCGCCAGCACUGCCUCUCGGGCCCGGGCCCGGGCAUGCUCACGACCGCGAAGUCGAGGAUGCUCGCGCUUCGAGGUCUUUGGCCGUCAUGCUCAUCCGCUCCUUGCGACCGUCGUCGCCCAUUCCCCCGCCUGCAACGAUGCCCACCCUCUCAGAGCGUGCAGGAUCCAUCUCGCCAGGCUCCACUUCUCCCCGCCCUCGCCCCACCGACCAUGCCGUCGCCGUGCAAUCCAACAAGGCUGCAACCACCGUGGUUACGGAUUCGGACUCGCCGCUCAAUUCAAAUCUUGCGCUUCCACGCAUGGCUCGCAGAACCGCUGCACGCUCUAGAGCGGCUGCACUAGCCGCAGGCGCCUCUGCACAUGCACGCACACCGAGCAAUGCCACGGGCCUCGGCGACCAGGCCAAGCACCAGAUCGAUCAGAUCAACCGUCUAGUCGACAUCCUCAAACGCCAUGCGCGCGUGCGCUACGAGUUACCCCUCGAUGAUCUCGUCGAUGCCGCCAUGCCCAAUCUUUGCGAUCGAGCCGGCAAGGAGAUUCGCGCAGCCACCUACCGCCUCCUCCGCCACGCCCUUGUUCAGCCGCUCUGGCCGCUCGUCUCACGCUGCCGCGGGAAGGGCCUCGACAUCUACCUUUCUCGCUCCCUCAUUCGCGAUAAUCGCUUUGAGCUCGAAAAGAUCCAGGCGAUCAAACUCAUUCGAGCCAUAAUGGAGAUGGCAGCUCUUCGUUCCAUCGGCUCUGCUCCCGACCGUCUCGCGCUCGACCUGGAAGACUUACUGUCCUCUGGCGUCGUUCGCGCCCUUGCAGCUGUGGCAGAGCACCCCGAAGACAAGCUGCGCAACAUCUGCCUUGAGACGCUCGCCGAGCUCGCCGUUUUUGACGUCCGUCUGCUUAUCAAAGGCGGUGGCCUCAGAUCCACUUUACAGGCCUUGACCGAAGGUGCUACCGAGUUCUCGCCUGUGCUCGUCCAAGUUUUCGUCUACCUUGUCGACAUGCCCGGCACACGUCAGCAUCUGCGUCCCGGUGUUGAUCUUGAGAUCGCCUUGUCCGGCUUCACGGAGACGCCCGUGCAGAAACCCAUCACCUACGACGCGCUGCUUCGAUGCACUGCCUCGGUCGUCACCGUGCUUCUCCGCUCCUGGGCAGGUCUCAUCUACCUCUGCAUGGACAACAAGCGUGCCAUCAAGUCGCUCGUCCAAGCGCUACGCGUCAACACGAUCGAAGUCAAGAGCGUCCUCCUCGACAUGCUCUACGACCUCUUCAACGUUCGUGGUGCAACAGGACGUGUAGAUCCCGCAAGCAAGCGCGAGAGCAGUUACAAAGCGGCGUCUUCGUCACCUAAGUUGGAUGCAGACGCAGCUGCUCCCGUCAAAGGCGGCAUCGCGCCCCUGGGUGAACUCGGCGACCAACCCCGCAGCAGACUCAACCUCGUUGAUCACUACCUCGCUCUACUACUCGUUGUAUUUUUCGAGUCGGGCCUCGUGGAUGCGCUCAUCGACGUAAUCGAACAUGCGCCCACCAUGGCCAGGAAGGCGACCAUGCUCAUGGGAGAGCUGCUCCAGGUGUCGAAGCGUGUCCACCCACCUUCCAUGGGUGGCAAUAUCCAUUCGCUUCCGCGCCUGUUCUCGCUCGCUGCCAAUUUUCGACUCGACAAGAGCGACGAGAGACAGGCGGCGGCCAGUGCACUCGCUUCCAUCGACAGCGCAAAUCGUCAUCGUGCCCACCACGAAGCCACAAGCAGCGCAGCGGCGCUCAGUGGCACCGUACAGAGCACAGCUAAGGACCGCUCAAACUCAAUCGAGGACUCAAUGCGCAGGGGUCAGCGGCAGGUCGAAAAGACCAAGAUGCGCCUGGGUAUGCAGAUCGAUGACGUCCAGUUCCGCAACAUGAUGGUCGAUACACAGAUCCUCGUCACCAAGGAUCACACAAAGUGGAAUCUCGACGUGCUCACCGAGAUGCUCGAAGGUCCCCUGCUUAACGCCAAACGCCUUGACGACGUUGUCAAAGGAACCAAGCUGCUCAAGCGUGUCUUGGCUUUCUACCAUCCAUUUGCGUUGCGCUUUGCCAGCAUACGCAAGCUCAAGGCCAACCGUCGUUUCGUCCGACUAGGCUGUCUGCUGCUUAGUACGCUCGCGGCGACACCCGAGGGUGUUCGCGUUCUGCUUGAGGAUCGAUUGCUCCGCGAGAUCCGCGAGUGCCUCGAUCAGCUCGAUCCGCUUUCGGCGUUUUCCACUUCGGAUCCGUUGCUUUCGCGCAAGCGCAUGGACGAAACGCUUACCUCCGGCUAUUUCGAGAUGAUCGGCACCCUUACCCAAUCUGCGGAAGGCAUUCGUCUGCUCGAGCGCUUCAAGAUCUUCACUCCACUGUACCAUCUUAGCGCGCUGCGAAGCAGGGAUGACAUCGUCAGAGCUGUGAUUGAAAAUGUCGACUACAGCACCGAUGGCCACUCGAGGAUCAUCCUCGCCAAGGCACUUACUUCGAGCUACCGGGAUGUGCGCCUCUUCGCGACACGGCACCUUGCCGAACUCAUCCGACAGCAGACUUUGCCGGCCAACGCCAAGAACGGCUCCGACGUGCAGGGAGACUGGACCAUUAGUCUGUUGCUCACGCAGCUUUACGACCCUUCGGUGGAUGUGCGUCAGCUGGCCACCACGGUGGUCGAAGAGGCUUGCACCUCGAGCCACAUCCUCGAGAAGGUGGUUUCGAUGCGGCCUACGCUGGAUCACCUCGGUGAGCUGGGCCACCCUCUCUUGCUCAAGUUCCUAUCCACGUCGGUGGGGAUCCGUUACCUUUGGCAGUGCGAGUAUAUCGACCGCGAGAUGGACGAGUGGUUCAACGAGCGCAACCAGCGCUAUGUCGUCGAGGUGGAAGUGAUGCUGGCGGACUUUUUCAGCAUCUACCGCAAGUCAUCAGCAAACAGCACUUCUGCGGGGGUGACAAACGGCGCACCCGGGACACCAUCUGCCUUUGUAUCUCCCCCUUCAGCGCGCACGGACUGUUUUUCGAAAGAUGGAGUAGUCCCGCCUCAUUUCUACGGGGAACUAGCCAAGACACCCGAAGGCGGUCACAUUCUACAGCAGAAGGGCCACUUUGCCGAAUUCGCGCACUUCGUUCGCCAGCACGGUUCCGAGGCUUCGGACAGUGAGCUUAUCAACAAACUCAAAAGCGUGCUGUGGGCCGUGGGCAACAUUGGUGCCAACGAGCUCGGGUUGCCAUUCUUGGAGGCAGAAAAUAUGAUCAGCCAAGUGGUCGAGAUCGCCGAAACUUCGCCGGUCUUGUCCAUCCGUGGCACCUGCUUCUUCGUGCUUGGACUGAUUGCAUCGACCAACUCGGGCGCAGAGGCGCUGCAGGACUAUGGAUGGCAGUCGGUGUGCACGCCCUUGGGAGCACCAAUGGGGCUGUGCAUUCCGGACGACGUCAACCGCCUGGUGUCGAUCGAGCGAUGGCAAAUCAACAAGGUGACAGAUCUUAGCUACCUGGAGCUCGCAGAACCCGAGACGCUGGUGGUCAACAAGAUCAUCACUUCGAUCGCCAACUUGGGCAAUUCGAUCUUGGCGACCAACGCCUCGCGAUCGCUGAGCAAGCUCAAGGCCAAGCACAAGUCGGUGUUCAAGGACUUGUCCGUGCUAGCAAGGGCACUGGAGCUGAUGGAUCAUUUCUACUACCGUAUCUCGGUAAGAAGAUACAUAUGGGAGCUCUUCGAUGUCAGUCUCGACGAGGAUGCGGUUCAAGAGAUACGCGUUAGCAGGCAAAGGCUGAUCGAGGCGAAACGCUUGCGGACUGCGCAACCUGGGCGAUCUUUGUCGCGGGCGGGGCUCAAGCAUGGAGGUCAGUCGCCUCGGCAGAGGGGCGGAUCGAUGCAUCUGGCAGCAGCAGAUGCAUCUCAGACCGGCUCGAGGAGGCAGCGCUCGGUCGACCAGCAGCGGUCUGGUAGCAAGAUUCGCGGGAGGAAGCAGCAGCAGGCUGGCCUGAGUGCGUUGGCCAACGAUGACCUGUCGCCGCAUUCGGAUUCGGAUCGAGAUUCUGCAACGUCACUGCCGCAAUCGACGAGGAGGGGACGCGAAAACGGAUUGCUGAGGUACGAAGAUGACCACGACAGUGAAGAGGACGAAGGAGAGGAGGAUACAGACACAGACGUGGAUGCAGACGAGGUGGGACUAUCAAGCAACCUCUCAUCGGAUGACGAGGCGAGCGACGAAUCCCUGGACGAGCCCAAGCAGCUACUUCGUCCGGAUCACGUCGUAAGCAGAGGGAUGAGCAAGACGGCGGCCUCUGGCACUGCGACAAGAAGAGGCAGCAUUCGAUCGUCGACGCUCAAGGGGCACUGGAGUGGAAGCCAUGAGCCUCUGGAGGCGCAGAAGGUUGUGUCUGCUCCGGCCAAAAAGGUGGUCGGGUUCGGCGUCGAGGAGCUGUGA
Messenger RNA from Sporisorium graminicola, 5112 nucleotides. RefSeq lists its product as uncharacterized. The record is from RefSeq and is a predicted model, not a curated record. Gene Ontology annotation, cellular component: TORC2 complex. Gene Ontology annotation, biological process: TORC2 signaling. NCBI's taxonomy places the organism in Eukaryota, Fungi, Basidiomycota, Ustilaginomycetes, Ustilaginales, Ustilaginaceae. The transcript has a single exon. Bases 1 to 5112 code for a protein of 1703 amino acids.